CGUAAGAGGAUGCGUCACUACGUAGCACGUCUUUGCGUCAAGCGCGGGAGCUUUGGUUAUCGAACAGCCAAAAUUUGAGGGAAACAAGAAGUGAGCAGAUUUUCUCAUCAUGGCGAUGAGGAGCGAGGCCAGGGUGGAAGCAGAGGUGGAGGAGGAAGAAAACUUCGGGCCACAGCCUCUGUGUAAACUGGAGCAAUGUGGAGUCAGUGCCAGCGACAUCAAGAAGCUGGAGGACGCCGGCUUUCACACCAUCGAGGCCGUGGCCUACGCCCCGAAGAAAGAGCUGCUCAACAUCAAGGGCAUCAGUGAAGCUAAAGCUGACAAAAUUCUGACUGAAGCAGCCAAACUGGUGCCGAUGGGUUUCACUACCGCUACAGAGUUCCACCAGAGGAGAGCCGAGAUCAUCCAGGUCUCCACGGGCUCCAAGGAGCUCGACAAGCUGCUGCAGGGAGGGAUCGAGACAGGCUCCAUCACGGAGAUGUUCGGAGAGUUUCGGACGGGGAAAACCCAGCUGUGUCACACCCUCGCUGUCACCUGUCAGCUGCCCAUCGAUCAGGGAGGUGGAGAAGGUAAAGCCAUGUACAUCGACACAGAGGGAACGUUCAGACCAGAGAGACUCCUCGCUGUCGCAGAGAGGUACGGGCUGGUGGGCAGUGACGUUCUGGACAACGUGGCGUACGCUCGAGCCUUCAACACGGACCAUCAGACCCAGCUGCUGUACCAGGCGUCCGCCAUGAUGGCCGAGUCCAGGUAUGCCCUGCUGAUCGUGGACAGUGCCACAGCUCUCUACAGAACAGAUUACUCAGGUAGAGGGGAGCUGUCGGCCAGACAGGGACACCUGGGACGUUUCCUCCGCAUGCUGCUCAGACUGGCAGACGAGUUCGGUGUUGCCGUGGUGAUAACCAACCAGGUGGUAGCACAGGUGGACGGGGCGGCCAUGUUUUCUGCGGAUCCUAAGAAACCCAUCGGAGGCAACAUUAUGGCUCACGCCUCGACCACACGUCUGUACCUGAGGAAAGGUCGAGGAGAGACGAGGAUCUGUAAGAUCUACGACUCGCCCUGCCUGCCAGAGGCUGAAGCCAUGUUCGCCAUCAACGCUGACGGAGUCGGUGACGCCAAAGACUGAGGGGCAGGAAGCAGCCGGGGGGUCUCAGUCCCACUUACUGGACUUAAGUGUUUUGUGUUUGAAAUCCUCGCCUGUACUACCACCUUCACACAAAGCCUCAGACUGAUGGGACGGGGGGGGGGGGGGGGGGUGCAGGAUCUGGUUUGAUGCUGAUUUAGAGGUGGUACAGCAGAUCUGAUCGAUGGAGCUCAGAAGAAGGAGGAACGUUUAGUUUUCAGCAAAGACACGACAAACUGCACUCGACUGAAGGAGAAGAGAAAUACUUAUAACAAAAUUUACUUUCAUCAGUGUUUGUGGAACUACUUUAGAAUAAAAAUAAUCAGACAGUUAUCGUAACUAAAGACUCAUAUUACAAUAAACCUCUGUCACAGUGAAUAACUUCUUUAUAAAACUAAACAAACCAACGAAGAUGUCAUAGUGAUGAGAAACUUCAUUACUGCAGAGCAUCCUUUUCUUCUAAGGUGAAUGCAGUUUGUCGUGGUUGUUUUUCAAAGGAGAGGGGAGAAAAUCAUUUGUAAACUAUUAUAAAUAAUUUGUGAGUUUUUUUUGUUUUUGUUAUGUUUCUGUUGUCCUCGUUUAUUAUUUGGAUCUCUGGCAGUGAAAUGUUGACUGUGGAAACUCUGAGAAGGAGAAGAGGAAAGACCAGAAUGUAGUUUCCUAACAUGUCUCCAGUGUUAUUCUCUGACACAUUCUGAUUACAGAAAUAGCACACGAAGGCAGGAUUUUAUUUUUUUAUUACCACUGCUGGUUUGUCUGCUUUCUGUUUCUUUAUGAAAACCUUCUGUGUAAAUACACUUCUGAUAGCUAAAUUAAAUUUCUUUUACUAUUA
This is a messenger RNA of Labrus mixtus (cuckoo wrasse), 1955 nucleotides long. RefSeq names its product RAD51 recombinase (gene rad51). Gene Ontology annotation, molecular function: DNA strand exchange activity; ATP binding; ATP hydrolysis activity. Gene Ontology annotation, cellular component: condensed nuclear chromosome. The transcript has 10 exons. Gene Ontology annotation, biological process: DNA recombinase assembly; double-strand break repair via homologous recombination; DNA strand invasion. Bases 110 to 1126 code for a protein of 338 amino acids. The record is from RefSeq and is a predicted model, not a curated record. Lineage: Eukaryota; Metazoa; Chordata; Actinopteri; Labriformes; Labridae.